This is a messenger RNA of Babjeviella inositovora NRRL Y-12698, 2088 nucleotides long. It is a transcript of the gene SET2, whose product is annotated as histone methyltransferase. The record is from RefSeq and is a predicted model, not a curated record. The coding region runs from base 1 to 2088 and encodes 695 amino acids. The transcript has a single exon. Gene Ontology annotation, biological process: regulation of DNA-templated transcription. Gene Ontology annotation, molecular function: protein binding; histone H3K36 methyltransferase activity. Lineage: Eukaryota; Fungi; Ascomycota; Pichiomycetes; Serinales. Gene Ontology annotation, cellular component: chromosome; nucleus; chromatin.
AUGAGUGACACAGAGAACCAAGGCCCCCAGCUCUUUCUCGAGCUGGAGACAAAAACCGGGGAAGCCUUGCAAACGUUCGCCAGCCUCCGCCGAUGCACAUACGCGACAAAACUGAUUGGCUCAUCAGGCCAGCAGGAGGCAAUGACGUGCGACUGUAAGGAGGAAUGGGAUGGGGAGACAAAUCUUGCGUGCAGCGAGGAUACCGGGUGCAUCAACCGCCUGACGUCAAUUGAGUGCAUGGAGGACACGUGUACGUGUGGGCUCGACUGUCAGAACCAGCGCUUCCAAAAGGCACAGUACGCGGCGGUGUCCGUAAUUCAGACCGAACGCAAGGGCUACGGCUUGCGCGCAGACCGCGAUAUUGCACCCAACACGUUUAUCUACGAGUAUAUCGGAGAGGUAAUUCCGGAGAAGGAGUUCCGCAAGCGGAUGGUGACAUACGACAAGGAGGGCAUCCGCCACUUCUAUUUCAUGAUGUUGCAGAAGGGGGAGUUUCUUGAUGCGACCAAAAAGGGGUGUUUGGCGCGGUUUUGCAACCACUCGUGCAAACCGAACUCGUUUGUGGACAAGUGGGUGGUGGGCCUGAAGCUCGCGAUGGGGAUCUUCGCAAGCCGCGCGAUCCGCCGCGGCGAGGAGAUCACGUUCGACUACAAUGUCGACCGCUACGGCGCGCAGGCGCAGCCCUGCUUCUGCGGCGAGGCGAACUGUAGCGGCGAGAUUGGUGGCAAGACGCAGACCGAUGCCGCGUUAUUGUUGCCUGCCAACUACGCGCGUGCGUUGGGCGUCACCCACGAGCAGGAGAAAGCGUGGCUCCGUGCAAACAAAAGUACCAAGCUUAAACAGAGCCUUGAAAGCAAUGUAAACGAGGACUUUGUCGCACAGUUACCCGCGCUGCCGAUUCCCGACGAGAGCGAUCAUCUCGCCAGCAGUGUCAACAUGGUCAUGGCCGCGUUGUUGCACAGCCAGGAGUCUGUGGUGGUGAGCAAGUUGGUGGAGCGCAUCUAUGUCACGGAUGCCGAAUCAAUUCAUACAAACAUCAUCAAGUUACACGGAUACCAGACGUUCUCUAAGUUGCUCACGAACUACCAAAAGUCCAACCCCGACUUGGUCGUGAUGGCCUUGAAGGUGUUGCUUAAAUGGCCCAAGAUUACGCGCAACAAGAUUUCCAGUUCGACGAUCGAGGAAACCGUGAAAACGUUGACAUCAUCAGAUAACGAAGAGGUAAGGGAGUUGUCAUCUGAGUUAUUGCGCGCAUGGAACAACUUGGAAAUGGCGUACCGCAUUCCGAAGCGCAGGAUGGAGGCCGCAAUUUUGUACGACGACAGACGACUGACCGAGACGCCCAAGGAGUCGCGCUCUCUGAGCCCGGUCGUGUUGCCCGCGGGCUGGGAAUCAGCUGUAGAUGAGGCAUCCGGAAAGAUAUACUUCUAUAACCGCGCAUUAGGAACCACGCAGUGGGACGAGCCGCUGGCGGAACCGGUGCGAGCGCGUGACAACAGCCCGGCGCUGACAGAAGCCAAGGACCGUGCGCGAGAGAAAGAACGCGGUCGCGCGCUCCGUGACUACAUCGAGCAACAGCGGCUCGAGAAGCAGAAGGAAGCGGAGCUCAAGAAAAACUCGAUGCGCGACAUGGACCAGAUCAUUCGCAAUGCCAAGCUCAAUUUCGAGAAGAAACAGCGCGACGAAGAAGAGCGCAAGCGCCGCGAGCAGUUGGAGGCGGACACCCGUCGCGCGCGCAAAGAAAAGCAUCGCAUGCGUCUCAAGUCUGCGUCUGAAUCAUCCCCUAAGGCCACGCCUGCGGCCAAGUGGACCAAAGCGUUUGCGGCGGUCGUGCCGAAUAUGUUGAAGAAAUACGAGGCGGAGAUCGGGCACGAGAACUUGAAGAAGUGUGCGAAGGAUAUUCUGAGCAUGUUAGCUGAGAAAGAGACGAAGCGGCAUGGGAGCGAGCCGCCGGUCGAGUUGGGCAAUUCAAAAAAGGCGUUGGUUAAAGAGUUCUCGAAAGGGUAUAUGGAAAAGUAUUUGGUAAAGCUCCGUGCGAAGAAAGCCUCGAGCGAAGCGAAGAAAGCCACCGAGAGGAGCAAAUCUUAG